AUGUCUUUAUCAUUAGAAUCAUCAGAACAACGAAAUUCACAAAAUUCGGACUCAAUCGACAUAAAAAAUGCAAAAGUUAAAACCACUCCAACAUCUUUAUCAAUAACAACCCGGACAAUUAAGAAUGAUGAUUUUGGGAAUUUAGGAAUAAAUUCCUGGUUAAUUCAAGCAUUAAAAUCAAUGUCAAUUAAAAUACCUACAGAAAUUCAAGUAGCAUGUAUACCCAAAAUUCUUGAAGGCAAAGAUUGUAUAGGUGAAGCAAAGACUGGUAGUGGUAAAACUGCAGCUUUUGCUUUACCAAUAUUACAAAAAUUGUCUGAAGAUCCUUUUGGUAUUUUUGCUCUCGUGUUAACACCGACAAGAGAAUUAGCAUUUCAAAUUGCGGAUCAAUUUAAAGUUCUCGGUAAAGGAAUUAAUUUAAAAGAUUGUGUUAUAGUUGGUGGACUUAAUAUGAUGGAUCAAGCAUUAGAAUUAUCAAGAAAACCACAUAUUGUUAUUGCAACACCUGGUCGAUUAGUUGAUCAUAUAAAUACAGAUCGUCUAUUGUCAGAUACAUUUUCUGAAGAUCUUGAAGUAAUAUUUGAUCAUAUACCUUCAAAAAGACAAACUUUAUUAUUUACAGCAACAAUGACAGAGAAUAUUUUAGCUUUGCAAGAUAUUGAAAAAGAACCCGGAAAAAAACCUUUUGUUUAUCAG
Messenger RNA from Diversispora eburnea, 696 nucleotides. Lineage: Eukaryota; Fungi; Glomeromycota; Glomeromycetes; Diversisporales; Diversisporaceae. The record is from the annotation of a GenBank genome assembly.